Linum tenue is the source of this 1466-nucleotide messenger RNA. NCBI's taxonomy places the organism in Eukaryota, Viridiplantae, Streptophyta, Magnoliopsida, Malpighiales, Linaceae. The record is from the annotation of a GenBank genome assembly.
UUGCAAUUUUUCAGUGAUAUUCAUGGGUACUGCUAAUCCAUAGGCAGGGCACAGGUGAAUCCCCAUGUCUAAUAUUUUUGAGAAGUACAAGUUUACGUAGUUAGAGUUGAAUUUUGCUCUUUGAAGUUCUGAGCAACAUCAUACAUGGCUGCUUCAAUCCCAAGCUGCUCAUUUCACUGCAACUCCCCAUCACCAUCCUCUUCUUCAUUACCCAGCUCCUCCAAUUGUUCAACCACAGCCACUCCUUUCACCUUAUCUUUUCUUCCCUCUGCCAUCUCCAGAAGCUACAGGGUUUCAUCAAGAAUCAGGGCCAAGUUCGAGAAAUUUCAUGGUGAAGAAGAAUCGCUGUCCACUGAGGAGAACCCACCAUUGCAAGCUCAGUCUCUAGCUCAACAACAAGAACUAGAUGGAGGAGUGGAUACAAAGGAAGAAGAUGACAGCUGCCUGCCUUCAGAUUUGGUGGAUGCUGUGAGGCAAUCUGGGGAAGCAAGUGCCACUUUUGUGUCUUCAGGAGGAAUGAGAGCAAUAGUGGAGCUUUUGAUCCCACAGCUUCAGUUUCUUGAUGAUGAAGGUGCACAAGCUGAGCUAUGGGAUCUCUCAAGGGUUUUCGUGGAAACCCUAAUGGAAAAGACAGGAACCCAGAGAGUGAAAGCCAUAUUCCCAGAUGCUGGUGCUGCUGCACUUCUCAAGUACAGAUGGAAAGAAGCAGCCUUUGGAUUUGCUAGCUUGGGCGACAGGAAGCCAGUUGAUAGCGAAGAUGAGAUUGUGGUUAUGGUUGUUCCUGAUUACCAAAUGCUCUCAUCUGUGGAGAAAAUCACAGCUAGUCUUUCAGACGAUCCGCCAAGGCCACUCAUCAUGUGGAAUCCGCGCCUCAUUAGUGAAGAUGUUGGAGUUGGGAUCAAUGUUCGCAAUCUCAGGCGCUACUUCUUGAGCACUUUCACCACAGUUUACUCGAUGAGACCUCUGCCAGAAGGUGCUGUCUUCAGGUGUUAUCCAGGAUUGUGGAAGGUGUUUUUUGAUGACAAAGAGAGGCCUAAUAGAUAUCUGCUCGCUAAAGAGUUUAUAAGGCGCCCUGAUGCUGACGAUAUCGAGAUAAUAUUUGGGAAUGGAGGAGAAAACUCCGAGGAGGGUCAAUCUUUAUUCAGCCAAGCUGCUAGCAUUUUCUCUUCUAUAAACAGAUUCAUGAGAGUCAUAUCAAAGUAGCUAGCUUAUAUGUGUACAUCCCCCACAGAGAUCCCUCAUACUUCUGAAGCCAUGGAAACACAGCUGUUAGUGAUCAGGAAGGAUGCAGUUAUCUUACAUUAUAGUUAUGAGUUCUGCCAUGACGCUGACUCACUGCUUGUAAAACCUUGAAACUUCAAUACCAAUCUACAUGCUUUGUUGAUGUCUUUGGUUGCUUGGUCUUCGGCUUCUGGACUUACUGUUCUCAACUCUUGCUUUGACAAUGAGUGAAUACAGCACUUCAG